AUUUAAACCACAACCUCUCUACAAAUAAGUGUUGACAGCGUGAUUUUGAUUUGCUGUUUUAAUUUCUUUUUAUUCAACCCUUUAUGCUUAUUAAUUUAAAUACGUGAUUAUUGAGAUCUGUAACAAUGUCAUACAUGCUACAGCAUCUCCACAAUGGCUGGCAGGUGGACCAGGCCAUUCUGUCUGAGGAGGAUCGGGCUGUUGUAAUCCGGUUCGGCCACGACUGGGACCCCUCUUGCAUGGUGAUGGACGAGACACUUUAUAAAUGUGCAGAGAAAAUAAAGAACUUUGCUGUGAUCUUUCUAGUCGAUAUUUCUGAGGUGCCCGACUUCAACAAGAUGUAUGAGUUGUAUGACCCCUGUACCAUCAUGUUCUUCUACAGAAACAAACACAUCAUGAUAGAUUUGGGAACGGGAAACAACAACAAAAUCAACUGGUCUAUGGAGGAUGUCCAGGAGUUUAUAGACAUUGUUGAGACAGUAUAUCGAGGUGCUAGGAAAGGUCGGGGUCUGGUGGUGUCACCAAAAGACUAUUCGACAAAAUACAGAUACUAAUAAAUAUCAUGUAGAUCAUCUUUUUUUCUCUUUUUUUUAAAGUUAACUUGAUAAUGGUAACAGUGGUGUAUGGAUAACAUCCCAACAUAUUUUAAGAAAGUGAAUGGUAGCCCAACAUCAAUAUUAAAACAAAAAUAAUAUAACAGAUUAACAACAAUGUUUAAUUAAUAUAAUUUAAAGCUGCAGUUUUACUAAUGCAUAUUACAAACAUAUCUACUGUGUUAAAUUAUGUUAAACAAAUAAUAUAUUUGUUUGAUUGUGGGUUAUUGUCUUCUUUCAGGAAAAAAAAAUGGUGGGUUUGUCCUACAUCUGUACAAAAUACAGUACAGAAAAAAAAGUUAUAAUUUUCAGCGAAUAGUCAUCAAGAACAUUUGUUGAACAGCAUGAGUUGAAUUAAAUUUAGUUUUCAUCAAUUCUCAUUCAUUUUUUACAUGUAUAAAUAAUUUUGAUCAGUUUAGUUUUGCAACUGAUUUUGAUUAAUGAGAUCAUCACUCUUAUUGUGUUAUUGAUUGCAACAUUGUAAAAUUUGUUCCUAAACAUAUAUUGAGACAGUAUGUUGUAGGAUAUAAUUACACAAUUUAUGUGAAUGAAUAAAAUGUGGUUUGAGACAUUAAAAGUUGUCGUGGGCAGUGCAUGAUGAA
Molecule: messenger RNA, 1195 nt
Organism: Gigantopelta aegis
Lineage: Eukaryota; Metazoa; Mollusca; Gastropoda; Neomphalida; Peltospiridae
Product: thioredoxin-like protein 4A
Exons: 2
Coding region: 126-554 (142 amino acids)
Biological process (GO): mRNA splicing, via spliceosome
Cellular component (GO): U4/U6 x U5 tri-snRNP complex; U5 snRNP; spliceosomal complex
Source: RefSeq, a predicted model, not a curated record